Molecule: messenger RNA, 6590 nt
Organism: Solenopsis invicta (red fire ant)
Lineage: Eukaryota; Metazoa; Arthropoda; Insecta; Hymenoptera; Formicidae
Product: dipeptidase 1
Exons: 11
Coding region: 2419-3642 (407 amino acids)
Biological process (GO): proteolysis
Molecular function (GO): metallodipeptidase activity
Source: RefSeq, a predicted model, not a curated record
CAGUCGGGUCUUCAACUCCGGACCGCGAGCAACGGCACGAUUCGCGCCGCCGUCCGCGUCGCGACGACGCACCCACCCGACGACGGAACCACCCCUCCUCGGUAUAUAUCGCUCGUGAUUGCGCCGACCUAUCCCACUGCACGUCGGAGAAGAGGGCGAAGUAGGAUCACGUACGAAAUUCCGGGGGCGUACCACCGGAUCUCGCCCGUAAACAGGAUCUCGUAAUCUCGCACUCGUCAGCGGAAGUUAGAAAAUAUCCGGACCGUGCAAAGUAGCGAGGCGAUCCAUUUCCGAGUGACGUCGAAGCCGUUGGCCGCGGCGACGUGAGAGCCAUCCACCGCCGCCGCCGCCGCCCGUUUCAAGUGCGCGUAAUUAAUCGCGGAACUUAAUCGAGUGCCGAAUUAAUCGCGACGGAUUUACGGGCCACGUUGUGUGACAGUGACAUUAGCCGCGCGAUUAUGAAACGCCGUCGCCGAAGCAAGUGAUUUAGUAACAACGAGGAGGCGAGAGACCCGCUUUUCCCCGAAAGGCAGAGAGAGAGAGAGAGAGAGAGAGAGAGAGAGAGAGAGGAAAGCUCCUCUGCGUCGCACGAGGAUACCGGAAGAUGGAUCGCGUAUUAGAAAACAUGCCGGAACACUGAUCCCCGACCGCGGGAAUAAAGAAGGAAAGGUUUUCGCGCUCGGGUAGUACGACGUCUUCGUUUCGCCGCUCUAAUUAAUCUUCGGGACGUAACGAGCGGACCACCAGCCGCCUGUGGGAGCCUCCGUAGCGCACGACACCCCCGAGGAGGUACUGAUCCUGUGAAACUCCCAGCUGCAGGUGGCACGAGCACCGUGAGUACCGACGCGAGAGCCAGACGGUGAAAGACGUGAGAAGAUUCGACAUUCGAGAUGCCGUCUUAAUUAACAGAGCUUCGACUAACUAGAAUUCCCUUAAAUACCAAUUUCCUUAAAUACACCCGUUGCGGGUAGCUCGAUCAAAGCGGCGUCGAGCACGAGCCGCCCAGGGUUGAUGCCGACGUAAAUUAAAGACCAUCGACAUCGAUAACCUCGCUUAAGUGGUUUCAACCAGCGGCACUUUACGCUGGUGAGGAUCGUGGAAGGCGGGCGACGUGUCUUCGAUUACCGACCGGCUUUAGAUCUCUCGAGCGCCGGUGAAGAAGUCGAUAAGGGCGCUACUCGGUAAGGGGGCCUUCAAUCCUGUAAGGGCGGAUAGAAAAGCGGCACAGGGACGGGCGAAACCUCUAAAAGUCCUGUCUCCCUGAUCAAACUAUCGAAGCAAACCCCCGAGGCGGCUUCGAAAGUCAUCUCUUGGUCUCCGAAGAAUUUGCAACGGGGUGAGAAAAGAAGUACGUUUUGCGAGCGAUUAAAGAAUAGUUUGAUCGAGGAGUUCGUCGAGUAAUUGAUUUCUUGAUCGAUCGAAGUUGAAUGCCGGCAAAAAAAUUAACCUGCGGACAGUCGAGCGAGCAGCACAGCGGGGACAAACGUCGCGCUUCAAGAAAACGUUUUGGAAGAUUAAUUCUCGAAAGUGAACGAAAGAAUUUCGAACUAGACGGCAGAAGUUGAAUGAGUGGGUUAAAACGCGUUGGGACGCUAUGCUCGAAGACCGGCGAGCGCAUUAAGAACGGUUGGCUUUGCGGCGCGGAGAUAUUAAGUGGUGGGACGAGUGGCACACACAGUCGGACAAAGAGAGCAUUUCACUCGAAGAGCAAGAAGCCGGAAGACGAGAGGAAUAAGAAGCGCGCGCGCGGAGCAGCUGCGUCGGACGGAGUGUAUGGCAAUGAGACCGGAAGGUUAAUCUAAAAGGUUGGAUAGAACGAAGGUAGGGAGGACCCGUGGUAGCUAUCGCGACAGCGGAAAAAGUGAACCUUCGAGCCCGCUGGAUGUGAGAAAUUGGGGUGGGCUCGAGGAUGUGCGAAGACGAAUGCGCCGAAGAUAAGAAGAGCCGGUUCAAGAGGAAAGGCGAGCACUGAUCCCUGAACUCUGUUAUCCUAGUGAGAGAGGAGCAGAAGUGUUUCCACGUGUGCGGUGAUCAAAUCGAGUGCGUGGUCCCGGCUGAUCUUAUCAGUGAAAAACAUUGCCAGAACCCUCCCGGAUGCCAUAGAACGAUUAAGAUCUCACGGAAUAGUCUCCGAGUUUGAGAGAGAGAAUCUUCGAGAAAGUUUCGAGAAAUUAAGAAAUCAAUCCCGGUCAAGAAAUGCGUCUUGAAAUUAUCGAUUAAGAAUUAUGGUCGCGCUAAGCAAUUCUUUCGGGGAAGUUAACUAGAGACACGCAAUUCGAGACGGAGGAGCCACGAUCCCGUUACAUCCCGGCCAUCCUGCAACCCGGUCGAAGGAAGUGCUGCGGGUGAGCCGGUGGGUUAACGGUGAUGGCAUGAGGACAUUAGUAAGGACGCGCUGCGGGUCCAGCGAGGAGGAGGAUGAGGAUGGUGGUGGGCGUGAUGGUCCUUGGUCAGCUACUGACGAGGAUCUUGCUCGCGGCCCACGCAGGAGAUCGCCUCGCGGCAGCUCGCAGAAUUCUAAGGGACGUGCCACUGAUAGAUGGGCACAACGACCUACCCUGGAACAUACGGAAGUUUCUGAAGAACCAGCUACGGGAGUUCAGGUUUGAUGACCUAAGUGACAUUCACCCCUGGUCACGGAGCGCCUGGAGCCACACAGAUCUCAAGAGAUUGAGGCAGGGCAUGGUCGCGGCGCAGUUCUGGUCCGCGUACGUGCCCUGCUCGUCGCAGCAUCUCGACUCGGUGCAGCUGGCCCUGGAACAGAUUGAUCUUAUUCGCCGACUGGUCAACAAGCACUCGGACAGCAUGGUCCUCGUUACCACAGCGGAAGGUAUCGAGAGGGCGCAUAAAGAGGCUAGAUUAGCGAGCCUAAUAGGGGUGGAAGGGGGCCACGCUGUCGGAGCGAGCCUGGCGGUACUGAGGAUGCUGUACGAGCUGGGCGCCAGGUAUCUCACCCUCACGCACACGUGCAACACACCUUGGGCAGACUGCAGCACGGCGGAUGAACCCGGUCAAGUGCCUCAAAUCGGUGGUCUCUCGAAUUUCGGCAAGAGUGUCGUGCUGGAGAUGAAUCGACUUGGGAUGAUGGUGGACCUCUCUCAUGUCUCGGUGCCCACGAUGCUGGCCGCCAUGACGACGUCGAGGGCGCCGGUGAUUUUCAGUCACAGCAGCGCUCACGCUCUUUGCAAUUCCUCGCGAAAUGUGCCUGACCACGCGCUGCGACUUUUGGCGCAGACCGGUGGUAUAGUUAUGGUAUCCUUCUAUCCCCAUUUUAUCAGCUGUGGCGAAAAAUCAACGCUCGCGGAUGUGGCAGCGCACAUCAAUCACGUGCGGACGAUAGCCGGGGUGGAUCACGUUGGCAUCGGGGCUGGAUACGACGGGAUCAAUUUGACACCAUCCGGUCUGGAGGACGUCAGCAAGUACCCGGAGCUCUUCGCGGAAUUGCUAGCGCAUGGAUGGUCGGAGAAAGACAUCCAGAAGUUGGCUGGUCUAAAUCUUAUACGGGUGUUCAAGGCGGUGGAACAGAUUCGCGACAACCUGGCCGCGGAAGGUAUGGAGCCGCUGGAGGAGGAGAUUCCACAGGAGGACAUAAUCGGUCGCGAUUACUGCCGUUACAACAUAAAGCGCCUAAUGGCGCCUUAAGCUGUCGGAAUGCUCACGGCGAACGCCGCGAAAUAUAACUCACAAACUGUCGAGUGAUCGAAACAGAGAGAUAAGUACAGAGAGAGAAAGAAAGGGGGAAAGAGAGAGAGAUAGGGAAAUAGAAGGGUAGAGAGAAGCAAGAGCGGAAGGAAAAAGUUCACUGCCCCAGCGAGAAUAAAACUCAUCCUUUACAACUUUACCCCUAAACUCGCGACCCCUCCCAGAGACGACAGUAUCCGCUGCACAUACAGAUAUGUACAUGUUCUUUUUCCCUCUCCCUUUCUCUUUCUCUCAGUCUUUUUCUCUUUAUCUCUCUCUGUCUUUUUCGAUCCUUCUCGACGUUACCCACGAUUUUCAUCUUUGUACGUAAGUAGAUAGAUAAACUCGAUUUCCGCCAGGGAUCCCGGAACCAUAAGAUGCGAGUGUUCGCGAAGGAUAUCGAGACGUUCAGUAGAACAUCAGUACCGCGGUACUAGGGGCACGAUGGGAAUAAAAAUUGCAGUUCGAUUGACCAGAUGCGUCGCUAAGUUAUUCCUAGAGAUAAUAUUAAGAUCCAAAUGUUGCGAGUCUUUUUUACUUUAUUUCUGUCUUUCAGUCUGUAUUACUCGAUCCGUUUCACGCGUGUAAAAUUUUCUGCAUUAUAUGUAUAUAAUUAUCGAGUACUUGUUGUAUGAUAUGUAAUAUGUAUGUGUAAUUUAUGUUACACGUCAUACAUAAUCUUCCCUUAUUACAUAUUAGUAACAUCGGUGCAGCAUUUUACACGGUAAUUCCCGUUAAUAAAUAAUUUAACAGUGCCAGCUCGCUCAAAAAAAAAUUGCAAUGAAAUCAAUUAUAAUAAUUAUACUUAAUUGUUUCUAGAUUAAAUUACUGGAGAUUUAUACAGAGAUUAGGAUUUAAUUUGAAAAAUUCCAAUCGACCCGCUUCACAUUCGAAAAGAUUUUAAUAUUUAUUAACCGUGUCUAGUCUAAUCAAUGAUGAGUAAUAAUAAUGGUACACGGUGUAUUAAUGAAGCGACGGUCCAUUAAUUUGAAACUACCACGAGUAGUGUGCUAUUGUAGUGCUAUUGAUUACUGGAACGAGCUAUUGGCGGGCAUUGUACAAUUUAAUUACUUACCCCUAGAAGCAAAAUCAAAUGUAUACCGUGUGAUGAAAUACAUGCAAAAUUACGCUUAGUGCGCUCGAUAACACCAACACGAUCAAGCUUUAUACAGUAAUUCAAAUUAGUGUUCUUGCAUUGUGAAGCAUUCGCUCAUUUAAAUUAUUUGACUUAUUACCGUCUGUUUGCUUCAAACAGCGACGCUCCGCACAGUCGGAAUUGUACUUUGGAUAAAGUUCAAUGAAAAAGGAAGUACGUAGAGUUUUGUAACGUGAAAUUGAAAACUAUAACAUGCAAUUACAGUGUUGCGGUACUGAUACGUACACUCGUCAUGCGAUAGUCAAACGAGAAAGCGUGCCUCGCGUGCUUCGUUGGCGAAAGAGCCAAUUGGCCGUUAGUCGAGCCGUUAAUGCGGCUGAGAAGUGGCUGAAAGGCGAAGGGCGAAAUCUGAAAUUAGCACGACAACGAGGCGGAAACAUGCACCUUAUCACUGCGAUACGAAGACCAACGCGUUUGUAUAAACGUUUACCACAAUUUAGCCACGGGCAUAAUCGAUGUUAAAAAAAAAAAAAAAAUUUGUACUCAGCGAUUUCCUCGUCGAAGCCGGAACCAAAAACUGUCCUAGUCAAUAAUUAUGCUAUGUAUACAUCACGACCGAUUACUUACGACGAAACUGUCGAAUUAUUCGAGUACGAGUGAACGAUCGUUCAGAAUGUAAAACCGAGUGAGAGAGAGAGAGAGAGAGAGAGAGAGAGAGAGAGAGAGACGCGUGCAUGUGUGAAUGACAACUUGUACAUACGGUACCUGAAGUCGAAAAACAUAUUAUUCCUCCAGAACGUCAAGCCGGCCAUGUUGGAUCGGAGAACCAGGUCAUCGAGUGUCCUCGAUCCUUUUUAAUCUAGACGCAGAGCGCACACGAAGUAGCGUCGACGGGUAGCUAAAAAUUUACGUGUCUCGAUUGCAACACUCGCGGUAUUUCUUUUCUUUCUCUCCAUUUUAUGUUUUUCAUUUCAAAUCUGACCUCUCUUUCAACCUCGCCGGCCACGAUUCCAGAUGGUAGGCUUGACCAAUCGUGAUCAUCGGGAAGCUACGAAUGAGGCUAAUCGCGCUAAGCAACUCUCUAGCGACGUCGACCAAGUCGGCAGGUACGUUGCUCGAUAAAAUGUAAGCCUUUCCUACGAUUUUGCACGAUCAAAGCUGACGUAUUCGUACGUUGUCGCAAAUUGAACAAUGAAUUUUUUAAUUCUAUACCGUAAUUAUAUCGCACUGUCGAAAUACGAUUCCGACUAGUCGCAAGAUAUUUUUAUCUCGUGCGACUCCGCUCUCGCAUAAACUGUUUUGCACCAAAAUUUCAUCAUAACGGAGAGCUCGGUGAUUACAUCGGAGCCUCGAAUGAACGCAUCGAUUUCCCCUGUGCCACGACGAUACGGUCGUUAAUUCUCCAUUGCGUGGCAAAUUCUAUUUCAACACAAAUUGUUAAAAAAAAAAAAAAAUAGAAAAAAUGCGCCGGAAACGUAUUUGCAAGUUAUUUUUAUUCGAAAUAAAGAACAGAGAUUUAAUUAUGUUUUUACCGGGCAAUUACGCUUUACAGAGAAUGUGCGUGUAAAAGUGUGAAAUUUCGGAUUACAUUUAUUUCUAUUGUUACGUAAAGGCAACGCGAUACGAUCGAGAGUUAAUUGAACCAAUUCCUUGCGCGGAAUUUCGUUCGGCCGAUUUAACGAUCAUUUAUGUGCGAAUAGAACGGGAUCGGCAAAACGCGAGUCUCGUAAACUAAUAUCCUAUAAGAUUUCGAAAGUUACUGGUAUCUAAAAAUAAAUCUACGGCAAAUCGGACGCCGUCGUUGCAAAAGCGA